Gossypium raimondii (Peruvian cotton) is the source of this 1127-nucleotide messenger RNA. RefSeq lists its product as uncharacterized. The transcript has a single exon. The record is from RefSeq and is a predicted model, not a curated record. NCBI's taxonomy places the organism in Eukaryota, Viridiplantae, Streptophyta, Magnoliopsida, Malvales, Malvaceae. The coding region runs from base 215 to 874 and encodes 219 amino acids.
ACAUGAAUCAGAGACACACCCGAGUCUAAGUAAUAUAAGUUUUGUUUUUAAGUAACCUUUAAGAAACAUCUCUUGUCUCAAUCCGUCUGACCUGUAUAUUGGACACAACAGUUGGAGGAGAAGAAGAAGAAGCUUAGAGCUGGUCUUUAGUUGCAGAUAGAGACAUCAAAGAGCUUAACCAAGCCUUCCCCCAUACAAACAUCACUGGCAAAAAAUGCUGGUGAUGGAAUCCACACAAAAGACCAAGAACAUGUUCCACAAAUCAGUUGACAACCUUAAAUCUUUCUUCUUUGUGGGAUACCAAAAGCUGUCCAAACCAACCCUCCCAGACCCCUUCUCAUGCACUGGUUGCAGCAGGAGGAAAGGCCAAAAAGAUCGAUCCUUGGCAGACUUUUGUAACGGCUGGGAAGUUGGUGUAGAGGAAUCAAGGAUGGGGAAGAAAGAUGCCGUCAUGUCCAUGUCGUUGAAAGAACAAAUGAGGGAAGAAGAAGAAGAAUGUAAUGGAAGCUUGAUGAACUUUUCAGAUACGAGUGUAGUGAAGAACAGAAAGGAAAAUGGAGGAAAAGAGGAGAAAAAGAAAGUGAGAAGCUCAAAACUGAGCAAAGGGGAGGAACAGUACUAUUACAAGAGAAAUGGAGAAGGAAGUUAUGCAUUGGCUCAAAAGAUGAAAGAGCUGGAGAUGAUGGAUGUUGGUGAUAUGGAACAUGUAUUGGAUGUUGAAGAAGCACUCCAUUAUUAUUCUCGACUAAAAAGUCCGGUCUAUCUUUCAAUCGUCGACAAAUUCUUCAUGGAUAUGUACUCAGAAUUCUCUCUUCCACAGGCCUCUGCCAGCAUCAGCCGUUCGAAGCGAAGAUUUGGGUCGAUUCGGCUGUAGAUCCUUGUCUCCCCAUACAUACUCUUGUUCAGAUGAACCUGUGUUCUUAUCCUAAAUACUUUUCUUUUAAAUCUGUUUUGUGUGUGUGUGUGUGUGUGUGUGUGUGACUGCAUUCUUCUGUUUCUCUUGGAUUGUUAAAAUUUGGUUCAGCAUCCAUUGUCAUCAGUAAAUCAUAGAAGUUUCAUAUCAAGAUUUAAGAAGUGUAUAUUUGCAUGUAAUUCGUAUCAUAAUAUCAAAUAUUGCUUUGAAUAAA